GUUUGUUCUGCUGCUACUUCCUGAAUGUUUGCAGUUCAGAGCUGACUGCUUUCAUCAGGAAACAGUGAAGUCUGCUCAGUUAGUUUGAUCUCUAAAGAUGUCCACACAAACUGAAGCUGCAGCAGAUUGGAGAGUGAAAUUUAGCAGAAAUCUUCAUCCAGAUGGAAGAGAACAAAGUGAGGUGGAGAUGUUAGAUGAUGAAGAGCAGCACUCUGAUCAUGGAUUCCAACAAACUGAAAAUCAGAAGCAGAAGAAUCUUCAAGCUGAGAGAAGAAACUGUUUCAGAGUUUUCAAGUUUUCUCUGGGAGUUUUCUAUUUUCUGAUUCUGGCUGGACUCAUGACUCGCAACCUUCUGGUGUCUUUGGAAAACAACAGACUGAAAAGCAGUAACAAUGACCUGCAGACUGAACUUUCAGGCAUCAACAAAACUCUUUGGGAUGAAAUAAAACAGCUGAAAAAUCAGAUUGAAGUCUAUGAAGGAAAACGGUGUCCUGAUUCAUGGAUGAGAUUUGGAUGCAGCUGCUACUAUAAAUCUACUGAGAAGAAAACUUGGAAUGAAAGCAGGGAUUUCUGUCAGGAAAAUGGAUCUGAUCUGGUGGUGGUGAACAGCAAAGAGGAACAGGAUUUUCUUUCUACAUUGGAACCAACAUCAGAAUCCUGGAUCGGUCUGUUUGCUGAAUGGUCAUCAGAUAAAUCUGAAUGGAAAUGGGUGGAUGGAUCACCACUAACAGAAACGUUCUGGGAUGAGAGGAUUUCAGAAAAUCCGUACAAUGUCUAUGCAGUGACCUUAUGUGCUGAUAGGACAUGGACACAACAGAACAGAGGAUUCAACAAAAACUGGAUCUGUGAGAAAUACAUAACAUUCUGAAUCUAUUUGUUCCUGAGCUGUGCAUUAAUUUAACUGUUUAGUAAUGUAACUACAAAAAUGUUUUAUCUUUUUUUUAUUUCUUUUUGUUGACUUCUACAAAAUAGUGCCUAAAGGAAGGUUGUAUUUUAGUUUCUGGUGAAUUGUUCAGAGAAAUGAAGGUGUCAUCUAUCAACAACUUCAUCACAUUU
This is a messenger RNA of Oryzias latipes (Japanese medaka), 1056 nucleotides long. NCBI's taxonomy places the organism in Eukaryota, Metazoa, Chordata, Actinopteri, Beloniformes, Adrianichthyidae. The record is from RefSeq and is a predicted model, not a curated record.